ACUAAAAUCAUUAUAGUAGAUCGACGGAAAAUAGUUCAUUAAUUACUUGAGUAAUCAAAAUGAAUAACCUAGAAAGUUCUGCUGACAAGUUUGUUUUUGUUAGAAUUAUUUGUAUUUCCCCUAAAAAUUUAGCAAUUAUUAAUUUUUGAAGAAGUGCUCUUCAGGGAAUCAAUUCAAUGUAUUUCGGAAACGAAACUGUUCUCUAUUAUUAUGACAGUGAAUCUUUCUAAAAAAAAUCUACAACCAUAAAAUGUCGAAAGAAAUAAAAAAGGAAUGGGAGAGACCUUGGACAACUGAAGAAAUUGUCCAACAUGCUGAUAAUUGGAAUUUGGCAUGUGAUACUGCUCUGUUGCAUACAUUAAAAACAUUUGGUGAUAAUUUAUUGGAGAAAGCCGAGAAUGUCAAUGAAAGAAUUCAGAAUCUCAGUGAGAAUUUGAACAGAGUGCAUCUGCAAGUUGACCUGGCUAGGAAUGAAUUGAGUAGUCUGAGAAACACUCAAUUUGUGGAGUGUAGAGUUUAUGAAGAUGAUGAAACACUUCAAUUGGAACAACAAAUAAAUGAAGAGGUAAACAAUGUGCCUGAAGAAGAAACUAUAGAAGAUUUUAGAGAAGUUGUAGCUUUAGGUUUGGAAAUUUUGGAUAAUUUUUAUGAUAAAGUUGAUAUAACAGUGAGUGAUAGUGAGGGAGAAGAUGAAGAUGGACCUAGUUGUGUUUAUAGAAGAAUAGAUCCUUAUAUUAACCGGAGACUUCCACUAGUUAUUGGUUCAGAAGAAUGGCACAAAAAGUGGCACAUAGGAUUAGAAGAGACUGAUAGUGAGAAUGAAAAUUCUUCUGAAAAACUAAGUGAUUCAGAAAAAGAAGACAACUUUUUACAAAAUGAAGAUCACUCAGAUGUAAGUUCGGAAUUCUCAAAUUUCUCUGGUUUGAACUCCACAAAGGUAGGACCUUUGACUGUCCCAACAAUUAAUACAACAAAUCAGGAUCAUUCUACAUCUGCAAGUGAGUCAGAUAAUUCUUCAGAGCCAACGCCGAAAAAUCUAAGCUUUGCUGAGCAGUUGGCUGCAAAAUUGGGAAAUGUAAUAAGAGAAAAAGAAGUUCAUUUAGAGGAAUCUGAAGUUAAUAGGCGUCCUGUUCAGAAGAAACCUAGUGAUUAUGGUGCCUUAUUUUCUAAUGAACCACCUCCUUUGGAUGACAUCAAAGAGCAAGAAGGUAUUUUUUCAGGGGGAAAAGGUUUAUUUGAUGAUGAUGAAGACGAUGAUUUAUGGAAUCCAGGUAAAGCUAAAAUACCCCAAAGUAAACAUUUUCCUAUUGAACAAAGGAAACCUGGAAAAUUUGGAAAGUCAGAUAAGAACCAAGACCUUUUCGAUGAUGACAGCGAUGAUGAUAUUUUUGCCAGUUCAAAUUAUACUGUUCCUACACAAAAUAAAAAACCUUAUAUUCAGGCCAAUAAACCUUUGUUACCUGCUUUUGAUGCAGAACCUCCGCUAUUGGAAGAGCAAACAAAUACCAAAGAAAAUAAGAAACCAACAGGUGGAGUAUCAAUAUUUGGAAAAUCUGAUAUCUUCCAUCAUCAAAACGUAGGAAAAAUAUUAAAACAGAGAAAACGCAGCUCAUCCGAAUCUUCUAAUGAAGAUGAAAACCAUGUCCCUACAAAAGAAGAAAUUAAAUCACCUGUCAGUAGUACUAUUAGUUUUGUUGAUAAAGGGAUGGUCCCAAAUAUACAACACCAACAUUUUUAUGAAAAAACCAUAUCUUCAGUGCCUCAAAGUAACGAACCAAAAAAGAAAAAAAGUGCGCUUUUUGAUAGUGAUAUUUUUAGUGAUGAUUUAUUUUCAAGUGUAAAUAAAAGUCCAUCAGGUUUAUUUGAAAAAAGUGUUAUAUUUUCUGAUGAUGAAAUCAUGACACCUGUUUUGUCUGAAGGGUUUACUUCUCAAGAAGAUUCAUCAAAGAGUAAUGAUAAAAUAGGUAAACCUAAAAAUCCAUCUAUUGGAAAUAUAACAUCACCUGAGACACCAAAUACAGAAUAUAACUUUGGAAAAAAUUUCAAAGGUAGUACAAGUUCUUUAUUUGAUGAUAUGAGAGUUAAUGAAAUUUCCAAGCUCAAAGGCCAUAUAAAUGAUGCUAAAAACCAAAAUGAAAUUAAAAACGACUCCAAAAAAAGUGAAAAAAUUGGAAAACCUGAUAGUGAUACAAGUAAUAAAAAAACAAGUUCAAGUCUUUUUGAUGAUUUAACUGAUGUUGAUGACCUAUUUUCGGAAAUAUCAAAAACAAAUCAUGAUUCAAGAAAUGAGAAAACAAUAAGUUUUUCUUUUGAUGAUAAUGAAGAUGACGAUUUCGAUAUAUUUUUGGCGAAAAAGUCUAAAAAAGUUGAGACCUCUAUUGAUAUCCAAAAAGCUACGAAAAAGGAAGAAACCAAAGAGAAGAAUUAUAAAUCGAACAAAAUCAAGAAUCCAAGCAUAAGUCUUUUUGGGGAUGAUUUGGAUGACAUGGAUGAUUUGUUUUCACAAUUUUCAAAGAAAAAUGAUAAAAUACAAACUUUGAAAUCGGAAAUAUUAUCUGAAUCAUUUCAAUCUAAUUCUAAAGAUUUAUAUGACAUACCUGAUAAAAAUGCAACUAUAAAAGAAGAAAUAUCCAAAGAGAUAGACAAUGAUGUAAUGGGGGAACCGUCAUAUAUUGCUGAAACUAAAAAUUCAAAAGCACAACCAGUAACAGCAGAUUUAUCACCAAGAAAUACUAUCAUAAACAAGGAAGAUGAAAUAAGUGAUCCAAAAAAUCAACCUAUUGACAGUACCAAAAAAAAAGGAGAGUCAAGCAAAGAUGAGCCUAAAAUUUCAGAAAUACACACGGAAGAAAAAUAUCAAGUAAUAGAAAAAAAUAAUAAAAAGCCAAAUUUUUCAGCAGAUGCUAAAAAUGAGGAAUAUAAAAAUUUACAUAAUGUUCUAAAUGUUAACUUCAUGGAAUCAAUUCCACCACCAGAUGAUGAUUGGGACGCUUACUCUGAUAACACUUUUGAUGAGGUGGAUCCUGGAAAUGAUGGAUUCCAUAGUCAAUCAUCAAGUUUAUUUGACAACGAACCACCAUCAUUAUUUUUUGAUGAUACAUGUGUUACCUCCAAGGAACCUAAAAAUAAUAGAUUGGUUCCUAUUCAUUCCAUGUCUCAAGAGGUAUUAUCUAGUAACUUUAGCAUUAACCUCCCCAGUUGUGAUGAUGAAGAAGUACAAAAUAUUUCAACCAAUAGUCCGCAAAAUGCCAAUCCUAAGUACAAUAAUGACUCCAAGUUGGUAUCAGGCAAUAUUAUUACCAAUAUAAAUGAUUCAAAAAUUAUUUCUAAUGACAGUGAACAUUCUCCUGAUUCCAAAACAGACAAAAGAGAGUUACAAAUUGAAGAUAAAAAAAUCAAGACAACUGUUUCUAGUGACAUUAUAUCAUCAGAAGAUAAUAAUUUGGUUUUGUCAGUGGAUUCUGGGGACAAUAAGAAAACCGAAACUGGUGAUAGCUCAAAUAUUGUAGAAAAAAAUGAAAAAAGUGAAAAUCCUUCAUUAUUUGAUAUACCUGAAGCUACAAACCCAAAUCAAACACAAGGUUUACUAUUCAAAGAUGACCUAGAUGGAGAUCAGACUGAUUUUUUGUUCUCAAAUAUAAAACAGAGUAGUGAUGAUAGGAACAACAAGAUAAGCAAAAACAUUAUCAGUAAUGAUAAAAGAAUUGCAAAAAGCGUAUCAUUUGAUGAUAAUUUAGAUGAGAAUCCAAUUCAAUCAGUUGUUGCAGCUGAUAGUGAUGACAAUAUGCAAAGUAAUAUAUCUAAAAUAACUCAAAAACUGCAGCAGAUAUCUAAUAAAAAUGAAGAAAAAACAAAACCACUUGCUGUACCUCGAAAACUAUCUCAUAACAUUAACAUCAAUGUUGAGGCUCUUCUACCUGGAUCAGGAACAGCAUUUUCUAAAAGAGAUAGAACUCAAAUCCCUGAUGCGAGCGAGAAGUUAUCUAGAUCCUUGCCAGCUUCAAGAUUUAGCCUGAAUGAGGAGUUUUUGAUAAAAUCCAAAGCUCCAAUCACUGAUACAAAUUCCAAACCAGAAUAUAAGAUAGAAAAAUCGAUCAGUUUUGACUCUGGUGCAGAUAUUGAAGUUUUGCAGAGUAUCACAAAGGACAGAGCUAAAAUACCAGUUAAAAGAAGGCCAUCGUCUAGAAGAGCAAGACAAAAAUCUCUUAGAGAUUCGAUUUCAGAUUUUAGGCUAGAAGAUCCCAUUUCUGAUGAGGUCAUAAGUUCUGCAAUUGAAAAGCGAGAUUCAGUUGAUGAAUCGCUCAAUAGUGGAAUAACUCGAGAUGAACGGUCGUCGGUUAAUUCAGUGGAUAUAGAAAAGGAGGAUAAACUUUUGAACCACAUGAAAGAUAGUUCAGAAGAUUUAUUCAAAACUAUUAGUAAAAGCAUAAAAAAUGUCAGCCAGGCAACUAUUUUAAGUACAAAAAAGAAAGAAUUAUUUAAAGAUAAAUUGGAUGAUUCAUUUAAGAAUGAAACAACAGUUACGGAUACCAUAGAUGAUUUGUUACAAGAUGAGAAUCUUUUUGGAGGUGAAACGCAGGUAUCCAAGGAAAUAAAUGAAACUCAAAAAGAAUACUCAGAGGGAAAUACUUCGUAUAAUAUUGAAAAAUCAAUAUUUGUAGAUGGUAACCUCAAAAUUAAAGAAGAAAGUCCUUAUGAAUUUUCUCAAAGUAGUGAAAAUUAUUCAGAAUCCAAAAAGUUAAGUAUGGAAAAAAAAUUGCACAACUUAUUUGAUUCAUCUGACGAUGAUGAUAUUUUCAAAAAUGCAGUGAAAAAAUCUAAAAGUUUUGAAGAUAAUAAAAAACAAAACAAACCAUCGGUGUCUAUGAUUGGAAAAAUGGCAGGCCAGGCUGAUAGUAGUUCUUCAAAUGUCCAAAGUAAAAAAUCGAAAUCCAAUAAUAUAUUUGAUUCUGAUGAUGAUGAUGAUUUUUUGGGAAAUUUGAAAAGCAAAAAAAAUGAUAAAACUAAAGAAAAAAAAUCCAUUCUGAAAUAUCAUGGAAAUAUAUUCGACGAUAUGGAUGAUGAUAUUUUUGGUACAAGCAGUAGAGAGAGUGAAACCAAAAAAGAUAUUAAACCUUCUGUGAUCAAUAAAAAACCUUCAUUGUCAACUAGUUUACGUAAAUUGGAAAAUAUUGAGGGAAAAGAAGAUCCCCUAUCAGCACUGUUGAAAUGAAAAGUUUAUAUAUUUGUUAUCUUUUAUCUAUUUUAAGAAUAAUUAUUACUCCUAUUUAACAUUUAUCCAAUUCAAAAUAUUUAUAUAUCAGAUUACAAAUUAUUGAAAAUUUGUUCCUAUUUGUACCUAACCAUACAGGAAUACAAUAAAUAUUAUUUUUACGAUAA
This is a messenger RNA of Harmonia axyridis, 5379 nucleotides long. RefSeq names its product WASH complex subunit 2 (gene FAM21). Lineage: Eukaryota; Metazoa; Arthropoda; Insecta; Coleoptera; Coccinellidae. The record is from RefSeq and is a predicted model, not a curated record. The coding region runs from base 251 to 5212 and encodes 1653 amino acids. The transcript has 14 exons.